Heterocephalus glaber (naked mole-rat) is the source of this 3089-nucleotide messenger RNA. It is a transcript of the gene Cacnb1, whose product is annotated as calcium voltage-gated channel auxiliary subunit beta 1. Gene Ontology annotation, cellular component: voltage-gated calcium channel complex. The record is from RefSeq and is a predicted model, not a curated record. Gene Ontology annotation, molecular function: voltage-gated calcium channel activity; protein binding. NCBI's taxonomy places the organism in Eukaryota, Metazoa, Chordata, Mammalia, Rodentia, Bathyergidae. Gene Ontology annotation, biological process: calcium ion transmembrane transport.
GGAGGCUGGGCCAACAGGAGGGAGGCGGCUGGUUGGUGGAGGCCAGUGUUGGUGAGCUGGCCAGCUUUCUCCAAGCACCCUUCCCCGUGUCAUUUGUCACCUGCCUGGAACCACCCCAACACCAUGACAGCCCGAGACCUCUCUGGGAUGUGCUGUCAGCUGCACCUACUGCCUCAGCCCCCGCCCCCGCCAGCCAGCCUCUCCUCCCACACCAGCCCCUGCCGCCUGCCGCCUGCCUGCGUCAUCUCAUUCAGGGACAGCCUGGCCUGCCUCCUCCUGGCUUGCUUUGGGCUGUCACCCACUCCCCCUGCCGGCUGUCUGCUUCCAUGUCCUCCCCCGGAAACUGUGACGGGCUGGGGUGGAGGCAGGUGCUAAGAAAUGAGAAGCUGGGACAUUUGGGUCCCCGGAGUCCUGGCCAGGCUUGGUUAGGGACACAUGCUCCUCACUUCCAAAUGCGACUGUGUCAUGUGCAGAGAAAAGGUGGGAUUGGGGGGCAGGGAGUGUUGUGUUUUAAAGGGGACCUGAGCCCAGCACCCCUGAGUUAGGGAGAUACCAGAGCAUAGCUUUCUGGGGCUCCUGUGCUCGGCCCCACCAGCCCCGAAACUGCUGCUCUCCUGUAUCUUCUAACUCAACCUGGGCCAUCUUAGGUUCAGGGAGAGUCAGUGAGGGAUACAUGCGGUUACCAUGGCUACAGAGCUUCUCAAUAAAGCCUGGUAACCAAAAAAGGCGAGAGGGGCUUGGGAUCAGACAAGGAAAGAAGUGAGUGACAGAGGAAAGAGUCAAGGCACAGGAGGACAGAGGACAGUAGAAAGGGGUAGCCCCUUGGGGCCAGGAGAGAAGGCAGUGCCAGGUCCAUCCCCACUCAUUGGAACAAGGCCCUUCUCUCUGGGUUUUCUGUCUCUGCACUUGGCAUCUGUGGGCCCAGGCCUGGCUUGGACGAUCCAGGAAGAGAGGCCUCCAUCCAGCAUCUCCUAAGGACACAGACUGGAAGUCCCUCCUCCCUCACUCCCUCAUCCCUCCUGUUGCAGACCUGGGCCAGGACCAGGGCUUAGAAGAAGGAGGCUAUGCCUUCUCUCCCCUCUGGGCAGAAUCUUCCCUUCUGGGCCUUGGAUCCUUUAGUAUUUGCCAAGCCAGGGCGUCAGACCCCAGCCUCCGAUUUGUCUUCCUUUUGGCUCCCAGUUCUGCCCCACAGUGGGUGGCAGGCAUGGGGGGGGCCGCCCUUGCCACAUCUCUGAGCUAAAUAUACCCUAGCAGUUUGCACAUGUAGCAACUCUGCUUGUAACCUGAGCCCCCCAGGGAACGGGCAGUUUGGGCCACCCCCUAGGCCAGCAGGCCCAGGCACCGAGGGCUCCGGGAUGGAGGUGCCCAGUCGGACCCUCGUGGUGGGCUCGGCAGAGUCCUAUACCAGCCGCCCUUCAGACUCUGACGUGUCUCUGGAAGAAGACCGAGAAGCCUUAAGGAAGGAGGCAGAGCGCCAGGCGUUGGCCCAGCUCGAGAAAGCCAAGACCAAGCCAGUGGCAUUUGCAGUUCGGACAAAUGUGGGCUACAACCCGUCUCCCGGGGACGAGGUGCCUGUGCAGGGCGUGGCCAUCACCUUCGAGCCCAAGGACUUCCUGCACAUCAAGGAGAAAUACAAUAACGACUGGUGGAUCGGGCGGCUGGUGAAGGAGGGCUGUGAGGUGGGCUUCAUUCCCAGCCCCGUCAAGCUGGACAGCCUGCGGCUGCUGCAGGAACAGAAGCUUCGCCAGAACCGCCUCAGCUCCAGCAAAUCAGGUGACAACUCCAGUUCCAGCCUGGGAGACGCGGUGACCCGCCGCCCCACCCCCCCCGCCAGUGGUAAUGAGGUGACUAACUUAGCCUUUGAGCUAGACCCCCUAGAGUUAGAGGAGGACGAGGUGGAGCUGGGGGGGCAGGACGGCUCCGCCAAGACUAGCGUUAGCAGUGUCACCACCCCGCCGCCCCACGGCAAGCGCAUCCCCUUCUUUAAGAAGACAGAUCAUGUGCCCCCCUAUGACGUGGUGCCUUCCAUGAGGCCCAUCAUCCUCGUGGGACCAUCGCUCAAGGGCUAUGAGGUCACCGACAUGAUGCAGAAAGCGCUGUUCGACUUCCUGAAGCAUCGGUUCGAUGGCAGGAUCUCCAUCACCCGGGUGACAGCCGACAUCUCCCUGGCCAAGCGUUCUGUCCUCAACAACCCCAGCAAGCACGUCAUCAUCGAGCGCUCCAACACACGCUCCAGCCUGGCCGAGGUGCAGAGUGAGAUCGAGCGGAUCUUCGAGCUGGCCCGGACCCUGCAGCUGGUUGCCCUGGACGCAGACACCAUAAACCACCCGGCCCAGCUCUUCAAGACCUCACUGGCGCCCAUCACUGUUUACAUCAAGAUCACCUCCCCCAAGGUCCUUCAGAGGCUCAUCAAAUCCCGAGGGAAAUCUCAGUCCAAACACCUCAACGUCCAAAUAGCAGCCUCGGAGAAGCUGGCCCAGUGUCCCCCCGAAAUGUUUGACAUCAUCCUGGACGAGAACCAAUUGGAGGACGCCUGCGAGCACCUAGCCGAGUACUUGGAAGCCUACUGGAAGGCCACGCACCCGCCCAGCAGCACGCCGCCCAAUCCGCUGCUGAACCGCACCAUGGCUACCGCAGCCCUGGCUGCCAGCCCCGCCCCCGUCUCCAACCUCCAGGUACAGGUGCUCACCUCUCUCAGGAGGAACCUCAGCUUCUGGGGCGGGCUGGAGACCUCGCAGCGGGGCGGCGCGGUGCCCCAGCAGCAGGAGCACGCCAUGUAGCGGUGUCCGGCUGUGUUCCCUUCGCCCUGGAGUGCAGGAACGUGGGGAAGGGAGGGAAGAGCUUUAUUUUGUAAAAAACGUGGUGAGCGGCAGCUUCCGGUGUCUGUGGUUUUUGCUGGGACUGGGACUGGCUGGUGCUGCCUCCCUGGGCCUGGGGCUGUAGCACUCCUCUUGGCCGGGAGGCCUGACCAGUGCCCUCAUAAGACCAGAGACUGCGAGGAGAAUAAAACAUGAGACAACUCUUCCACUGGACUCCACAGAUCAGGGGCACUCAGACUCGGGAACGAGACAGCGGGGACACCUGAUUCA